Messenger RNA from Alligator sinensis (Chinese alligator), 1271 nucleotides. RefSeq names its product actin-85C-like. The record is from RefSeq and is a predicted model, not a curated record. The transcript has a single exon. NCBI's taxonomy places the organism in Eukaryota, Metazoa, Chordata, Crocodylia, Alligatoridae. The coding region runs from base 1 to 1134 and encodes 377 amino acids.
AUGUUUGACCCUAAAGUUUUAGAUAUCCCAGCUGUGAUCGUUGACAAUGGAUCUGGGUUGUGCAAGGCUGGUAUUGCAGGGGACAGUGCUCCAAGGUCAGUUAUUACAGCCAUUGUUGGCCGCUCAAAAGCCAAAGCUACAAUGCUAGGAGCUGGACAGAAGGAAUAUUACAUUGGCGAAGAAGCCCAAUCCAAAAGGGGCGUCUUAAGCUUGAAUUAUCCAAUUGACCAUGGCAUAGUGACGUCCUGGGAUGACAUGGAAAGGAUCUGGAGACACGUCUAUGAGUGUGAGCUGAGAAUCAAAGCCAACGAAAGGCCAGUGAUGUUGACGGAAGCCCCGCUAAACCCUCUACGGAACCGGGAAAAAAUGACGGAGAUCAUGUUUGAAGGUUUCAAGGUGCCUGCGAUGUAUGUUGCAGUCCAGGCAACACUAGCACUCUAUGCAUCAGCACGUACCACAGGGAUAGUAAUGGACAGCGGAGAUGGCGUCACCCACACUGUGCCCAUUUAUGAAGGCUACUGCUUACCCCAUGCUGUUUCAAGGCUGGAUAUUGCAGGCAGGGAUAUCACUGAGUACUUUAUGAGGCUCCUUCUGGAAAGUGGGCAUUCCUUUGUGAGCACAGCUGAGAGGGAAAUUGUGAAAGACAUCAAGGAGAAGUUGUGCUACAUAGCAUUAGAUCCAGUUCAAGAAAUGAAAGCCAAGGCAGAAGAAAUCAUGAAAGAGUAUAAACUGCCUGACGGGCAUAUCAUUAAGAUAGGCAGUCAGCUCUUCCGUGCCCCAGAGACCCUUUUCAUGCCUGCUAACAUUGGUAUCGAAGCCCCUGGGGUGCACAAAAUGAUUUUCAACAGCGUCAUGAAAUGCGACAUUGAUGUUCGCAGGAACCUCUAUGGAAAUGUGCUGCUGUCUGGUGGCUCCACCCUCUUCCCUGGCCUUGACGAGCGCAUCCUGAAGGAGAUGCAGCUGCAGGUCCCUCCUGGGAUGUCCGUAAGGAUCAUCGCACCUCCUGAAAGGAAAUACUGCGUGUGGAUUGGGGCUUCCAUCCUGACAUGCCUGACAUCUUUCAAACAAAUGUGGGUUACUGUCAGUGAUUACCAAGAUUUUGGAGCAGGAGUAGUGCACAGGAAAUGCUUUUAAAGGGAAUGUCCCACUGAACAAAUGUCUUGCUGGAACAAGUGAUGAUAAAGAAAUCUAAUGAGAUAUGAGCCAGAAGAUGCAACAGCUGUUCAUGUAUUUAUUGGCUGCCCAAACCUCAAAGAAAAUAAAACAUUAGA